UCCAGCAUACCGGCCGGGUUUAGCGAGGUUAGCCCAACCAAGUGUCUUAAACCGCCUUGUCCUCAAAAUGUCUCACCCAACAUCGUCUGACAAGCCUUCAAACCCUGAAAACCCACGCGUUUUCUUCGAUGUAGACAUUGGUGGUGAAAGAGCUGGCCGAAUAGUUUUGGAGCUGUUUGCUGAUAUCACCCCCAAGACUGCCGAAAACUUCCGGGCACUCUGCACUGGAGAGAAAGGCACCGGCAAAUCGACCGGGAAACCACUGCACUUCAAAGGAUGCCCGUUUCACAGAAUCAUCAAGAAGUUCAUGAUCCAAGGAGGUGAUUUCUCCAACCAUAAUGGCACCGGGGGUGAGAGCAUCUACGGGGAGAAGUUUGAGGAUGAAAACUUCCACUACAUGCACGACAGAGUGGGUCUGCUAAGCAUGGCCAACGCCGGGCCCAACACCAAUGGCUCGCAGUUCUUCAUCACUACUGUCCCCACGCCACACUUAGAUGGCAAGCAUGUGGUCUUCGGACAGGUGUUAAAAGGGAUGGGAGUGGUAAAAAUGCUGGAGUCCAUUGACACCAAGGAUGACACCCCUGUAAAGCCAUGUGUCGUAGCAGACUGUGGUGAGCAUAAGGACGGGGACAGCUGGGGCGUUGCACCAAGCGAUGGAUCAGGGGACACCCACCCAGACUUCCCCGAGGACUCCGACGUCGACUUCAAAGAUGUUGACAAAGUUCUAUCUGUUGCUGAGGACAUGAAGAAUAUUGGAAACAGUCUUUUUAAGAAUCAAGACUGGCAAGCUGCAGUCAACAAAUAUAGCAAAGCUCUAAGGUAUUUGGAGGUGGGUGGAGAGCAGCUGGAGGAGGAGGUGCAGAAGAAGCUGGAGCCCACGGCCCUCAGCUGCUUCCUCAACACAGCAGCAUGUAAGCUGAAGAUGCAGCUGUGGCAGGACGCUCUGGACAGCUGCAAUGAGGCUCUAGAGCUCAACCAAGCGAACACUAAAGCACUUUUCCGGAGGGCCCAGGCCUGGCAGGGGUUAAAAGAAUACAGCAAAGCUAUGAUUGAUCUGAAGAAAGCUCAGGGAGUAGCCCCAGAAGACAAAGCUAUCAGUAACGAGAUGAAGCGAGUCCAACUUAAAAUCCAGGAGGAGAAGGAGAAAGAAAAGAAAAUCUAUGCCAAAAUGUUUGCGUGAACACGUAACGAUGCAUUGACAUCAAAUAUUGAUCAAUGUUAUUGACAGGAAUUCAUCUCUUCUUGGGAAGCUGCACACUCAGCUGAGGAGUCUGUAACAAGGUGAAAGUGUACAGUAUUUUCAGUUGGCAGGUCCGUUCAUGGUUUUUUUUAACUGUUGUAAGCUUUGACCUGUCUUAAUUCUGACAGGCGUCUUCACUGUAAUGAAUAGUUUCAGCGUUUGUCUGAUGCAUGGCUGACCCCACUGCUCUGAAAAACUGGGUUAACAUGGGGUUUGUUCUGGAGUUUUGAAGUGGUCCAGCAAAGCAAAGCUCUGUGUGUUUUUCAUGGUAGAGAUUAUGGUUCAGUGCCACACACAAUUGUUUUUAUUUGUUUCCUCCAGAGGUCAAUCAAAGGGAAAACAGUUAAGUGUUCUUUAUUCAUUACUGUGAUACCAUCAUUGUAUGUACAAUACUGUGUGGAUCAGAUGCUGUUAAAUUAUACCUGCAAUAAUACUGAAAUAAAGCUUCAUUUGAGAGCAGCUUGUUUGCUUGUUCA
This is a messenger RNA of Chelmon rostratus (copperband butterflyfish), 1716 nucleotides long. It is a transcript of the gene ppid, whose product is annotated as peptidylprolyl isomerase D. Gene Ontology annotation, molecular function: protein binding; peptidyl-prolyl cis-trans isomerase activity. The record is from RefSeq and is a predicted model, not a curated record. NCBI's taxonomy places the organism in Eukaryota, Metazoa, Chordata, Actinopteri, Chaetodontiformes, Chaetodontidae. The transcript is spliced from 10 exons. Gene Ontology annotation, biological process: protein folding; protein peptidyl-prolyl isomerization. Bases 68 to 1180 code for a protein of 370 amino acids.